AUGGAUUAAAAUCAUCUAAAAUUAAACUUUAGUCAAUUCAUUGUAGAGAAACAAAAUUCAUAUACUGAUGAUUAUAAACUAGGAGUAAUUUGAAUAUAUAAAUAAAGGGUGUAUUGGGUGUAGGAGCAUUUUCAUAAGUAAGAAAAGUCACACAUCGUAAAACAAGAACAAUUCGUGCAAUGAAAGUAUGAUUAGAAAUAAAUUUGUAGGUAAUCAGCAAAUCAAGAUUAUCAACAGCAGAAUUAUAAUAAAAGUUUAUAAAUGAAAUAAAUGUUUAUAAGUAAUUAGACCAUCCACACAUACUUAAACUAUAUGAAUUUUAUCAGGAUGAGAAAAACUAUUACAUUAUCAUCGAAUUAUGUACAGGGUAUGAGAUACCAUAUGAAUUAGUGGUGAAUUAUUUGAUAAGAUAAUAGAAAAAGGAAGUUUUUCUGAAAAGGAAGCUUCUUACAUAAUGAAAUAAAUAAUGUCAGCAAUACUUUAUGCUCAUAAUUAAAAUAUUGUUCAUAGAGAUUUGAAACCAGAAAAUGUGUUAUUAGAUAUAACUAGUUAAGGAAAUUAUAAUGUAAAAGUAGUUGAUUGGGGAACUGCUAAAAUCUUUUCACCUAACUAAUAAAUAAAUGAAAAAUUUGGAACUCUUUAUUAUAUGGCUCCAGAGGUUUUGAGACGUAAUUAUAAUGAAAAAUGUGAUAUUUGGUCUUGUGGAGUAAUAUUAUAUAUUCUUUUAUCUGGUACACCUCCAUUUAAUGGUAGAACAGAUGCAGAGAUUUAAAAAAGUAUUUUGAAUGGGAAAUAUUCAUUAGAAGUAAUGAUGUAUUUUUAUUUGGAUAGGGUGAAGUAUGGGAUAUAGUUAGUUAACAAGCAAAAGAUUUAGUUACAAAAAUGUUAUAAUAUGAUGUUUAAAAGAGAAUUAAUGCAAAAUAAGUGUUGGAACAUAAUUGGUUUUAAUAAUAACAUUAAGAAAAGUUGGAUAAAUAAGUUGUAUAAGGUAGAUUAAAGAAUUUAAUGAANACAUCAAAAUUAAGUAAAGUUCCAUUUAUAUCAAUAUGGUUAUAUAAGAUCGAACUUUGUCAAUUUGAAUAGAUUAGAUGA
Messenger RNA from Paramecium primaurelia, 1092 nucleotides. The record is from the annotation of a GenBank genome assembly. Lineage: Eukaryota; Ciliophora; Oligohymenophorea; Peniculida; Parameciidae.